AUGAAAAACAGCCAAGAGGAACUGGAGGAAAUUUCGAAGACACCAGAACCAUCAACUUCAUCGGCGGCUGCAAUUACAUCUCCAGUUGUCCGACAAAAACGUCUCCGCGCACCCAUUUGGGCAAGAUGUAUUCAGUGCGUGCAUGUUAAACAGCGUUUUCUAAUAUAUGCUGAUGAGUUUUUAUUCGUCAGCAUCACUUUGAUGUCCGCAUGUGAUUUGUAUUGUAGUCUCCAAUGGUUAGAGAUAUUUCGUUAA
Messenger RNA from Macrosiphum euphorbiae (potato aphid), 255 nucleotides. The record is from the annotation of a GenBank genome assembly. NCBI's taxonomy places the organism in Eukaryota, Metazoa, Arthropoda, Insecta, Hemiptera, Aphididae.